AUGACACAAAACACGCCACCACUACCGUCGUCAAUGUCAAACGAUAGCGAUGACCUAUUCAACAAUCUUAUCAAUUACGAUGAAGAGCAUGAUGAAUUUUUCCCUACAAACACACAAACGCAGCAACCACCGGCUGUUACGUUUUUGGAACCCCAUACCGAUCUAUCGGCAAAGUUUUCUUUUAACAAUCACCAAAACGAGUUAUUUAGUAUGAACAACGAAAACUUAAAGAAAAUGAUGUCAGAUCAUGGUAAAUCACAACCUGAUACAAAUACUUAUAAACUAGAUAUCGUGGAGCAACCUCAGCAAUGCCGCAUGUCAGGCUACGGCGAAAAAGACAGACGGCCUAUUGACCCUGCACCCAUUGUCCGAUUAGUUGUUGUAGAUAAUGCAAACAAUUCAACGCAACAAGAUCAUAUAGAAUGCCCAUUUUACAUUAUGCACGCAUCGCUCUGGUCGGUAGAUAUGACGAAGCGAUAUGAUAUUAUCGAAGGAACAGCCCCACAUCCACUGCGAUUUCUGAUCGGAUCAUUGGUGAGCUCGCCCUCACUACUGAAAGAUCUGAACAAUGAUAGAGCGUAUUAUUUCUCAUUUCCUGAUCUAAGCAUACGUAUGACGGGUCAAUAUCGACUACAGUUUAGCUUAAUACAUUUGGCAAGGAACAAGAUUAUUCAAGAAGUCUUCUCGGAUCCAUUUACAGUCUAUUCGGCAAAGUCGUAUCCUGGAAUGAAAGAAUCCAGUCUACUGUCUAGACAUUUAGCAAAACAAGGUUUGAAAUUGACUGUACGCACUCAAGUUAGACCUAAAAAGGACGACAAAUAA
Molecule: messenger RNA, 822 nt
Organism: Mucor velutinosus
Lineage: Eukaryota; Fungi; Mucoromycota; Mucoromycetes; Mucorales; Mucoraceae
Exons: 5
Coding region: 1-822 (273 amino acids)
Source: RefSeq, a predicted model, not a curated record